This is a messenger RNA of Suillus subalutaceus, 4461 nucleotides long. RefSeq lists its product as uncharacterized. The record is from RefSeq and is a predicted model, not a curated record. Gene Ontology annotation, molecular function: protein binding. The transcript has 5 exons. The coding region runs from base 1 to 4461 and encodes 1486 amino acids. Lineage: Eukaryota; Fungi; Basidiomycota; Agaricomycetes; Boletales; Suillaceae.
AUGAACAGCGAUGCAACGGAGGCUGCACUCGGUCUCCCCAGCCUCUCUCCUCUGAACAACAAUACAAUUCCUCAAAUCAGAAAACCAAUACCAAUACCGACACCAAGACCACCGCUAACGACAACAUCACAACCAACGCCAUCAGCUAGCCCUCCUCUUCCAGACGCAGACGCCAUCAGCUGUAUAUGUGGGUUUCUCUUCGACGAUGGCUUCAGCAUUGCCUGCGACGUCUGCUCUCGUUGGUGCCAUGCAGCAUGCUUCAAUAUUGUCGAGGGAGAGGUCCCAGAAGAGUGGCGCUGUUGGGACUGCGAUCCCCGUCCUGUUAACCGUGACCGUGCAGUACGCCUCCAGAAGCAACGUGUCACAGAUAUGCAAGCCAGGGAGAGGGAAAGAGACAAGGAAAAAGAUAAAGACAAGGGCAAAAAACGAGACAGAGCAGGCUCGCCCGUACAGCGACGACGAGUCAGUGCUGCUGCUAUCGAGGGCUCUGGAAACGCAAAGAAGAAACGCAGAGCAUCUAUCAUGUCCCCGUCGACACCGCACCCACCGCCGACGCCAACACAGCAAGGGGAAGACGAGCCAAAGCUCAUGCAAGACUCCGCAGACAAGCCCAGGCAUGGCGGGGCGUCACCGCCCUCUCACCCCCCCAUACAUCCCAACCGUACACAGAUCCACACAGUCCCACCUACACCCUCUCCAAGUCAGCUACACACCAACCCCCUCGUUCGCCCGCCCACCUACAGCCUCCACACAACUACGCCAGUCCCUUCGUCCAGCUACAUCGCCCCGUUUACCUGCGCUAUCACCCCGAGCGCCUCUUACCUCGCCGACCCGCUCAAUGCAUACGCCCACCUCGGCAUGCCGAAGCCAUUUGUGCACCUCAUGGGUCCACCGUUGGAUGUUGCCCUCGAUGCGAGGGUCGUCGGCGACGAGGGACGCUUUGCCCGGAAUGGGUGUCGUCCAAAUGCAGUGCUAAGGCCCUUACUGUGCUCCAAGGCAAAGAAUGAGUCUAAGGCAAGUGAAUCGUCCGAGAAAGAGGGGGAAGAAAGCGUGAGGAGGGAGAGGAGGGAAAGUGGGAAGAAUAAGAAGAACGACAAUACAGACUCAGAUGAAGAAACCCUAGCGUUUGGCGUAUUCGCUCUGCGCGACCUCAAAGCCAACGAAGAAGUCGUUCUCGGUUGGGAAUGGGACGACGGAAACGCAGUGCACAGUCUCCCAGCACUCAUCGAAAGCCCACAUUUGUUCUCGACGUACCACCUAACUCAUCUUCGCGCACAAAUGACCUCAAUCCUCCAUGCCCUCAGCUCCACAUUCACAACGUGCGCAUGCGGUGCCCGCGCAAGGGACUGCGUAUUGAACGUCAUGGCGCAGUAUGUUGACGGCGAACUUGAUGCAUCUAGUGUCACGCGUGCGUCAGAGCAGCCUAUGAAUGGUACAGGCGUCGGGCUAAAUGGUGUAGGCGCUGGGGCGAUCAAUGGUGCAGGGACAACGAAUGGUACAGGCAUCGGAAUGACGAAUGGGAAUGGCGCGAGGCAGGCAGGGAAGGCAGAUGCAGGCGAUGGGUCGAGCUCAGACAAAGAAAAUUGGGGACAUGAGUAUGGGCGGAAUGGAGUAGGUCUUGGGAUCCAGAUGAACGCGAACCCGACUAGUACCAACGGGAACGGCGGCGCCAAUAUCAACACAAACGGCUUGAAUGGGAACACACCAUCAUCAUCCACAUUCACCCGGAAAAUUGACCUCGGUCCGCUGAUCGGUGCGAAGCGCGGCUUUAGGACGCGGGAGAAAGUGCCGUUUGGUGGGGGCGUUGGUGGUGUGGAGAUGGUUCCGUCGGGAUCAGGGGUCAGUUUUGCCGCUGGGUCGACUGGAGGGUUUGGUGCUGAGCUGAGUGGGGGUUUUGGUGCUGGGUCGAGUGGUGGGUUAUCGAGUGCAGGACCUGACGUAUGGCCUUCAAGUUUCAAUACUCCCGCUGGGUUUUCGAACUUCGGACCGAGUGGAGGUCCGUCGAAUUGGCGCCCUACGAUUUCUGCCUCGAGUGCGUCACGAAUUUUGAAUUCCACGAGGACAAGCGACAGGAAGGGCAAGGGGCGUGCGACGGAGGAGACAGAUGUGGACACGGAUGUGGACGUGGAGGGCGACGGCCCUACUCCAGAUUCGAUGGACGUCAACGAGGAGAAGAUUCCGCCGAGGAUGCGUAAGAGGUGGAUGCAUACUGUGUCUGUGUCUGUGUCGCAUGAUCGUGACGAGCGUCCUUCUUCGCGGAAUGGGAGAAAAACUGUUUCUAUCAACGGACAGGGCCUAUCGGGUUCGCAUGGACAGCAUGGUCAAAGCCUAUUGGGAGCGCAUGUACAUAGUUCACAAGUAUUGAGUGGUCAUAGUCCACCCGCCCCGGUGUCUACGACGGACUGGAGAAGCCCGACAUUACUGUCGGCGGACAGUCCAGCACCAACGUCUGGAGACAGCCCUUCGCCGCCACCCCCCGAGAGCACGGCGGACGGAAUGGAUAUCGAUGUGAACGAUACGUCUCCUGACAUCCGUCAAAUGCCACCACCACCAAUGCCGGCAGCUCUCGACCCCACCACCAUUUCUUCCGUCGCAUUCGCAUCCGUCUCGCCCUCAGCGACAUUCUCAAAACUAUCUCUUCUGUCACCCGUUCUGCCUGAUAUGCGCUCCGGGUCACCAUCCCUCUCUGGAGUGCCUCUGACAAACUCGUCUAGGCGUCCUAUACCGAUAUCGUCCCCUCCGUCACACCAGUCAUCCAAUAGCAAGAGUCCUUCAGACGCACCGAGCACACAAGUCAUAGUCUAUCCGCCAUUGUCCAAUCCAUCGAUGCCAAGCGCUUCUUCGCCCUAUCGUGUGCGGUUUGCAUCCCCAGAGGUGUUACAUGGGCAACCGUCCUUGAAGACUACUCAGCAUACUCCGCUUAAAUCGGGGAGGGAAGCGACGCCUCCUAUUUAUUCGCAUACCCCUCCACCUGAAGAUGACAAAACAGCUGGCUCAGUAGUGGAUGAUGAAGUACCACAGUCAGAUAGGAGCCCUGUGCAUGACGGAACUUCUCACGAGGUCAAGAUUGUCCCACCAGAUGAAGCACCGCAUACACAUGCGUCCAUGUCAUCAGUCAUGCACGAUCCAACUCCACCUGUGUCAUCGAUAUGCGAGUCGACGUCAUCCCUCCGUGAUUCCGAUUCACUACCUCUAUCGUGCGAACCCGCGCUACCUAUACACGCAUCUACGCCAGCAACACAUGAACCCACGCCACCCGCACGCGAACAGUCACCGCUGCCUCCUCCAAAGGUGAAGAUGUCCCUAAAGGACUUUGCCCUGCGCAAGAAGAAGCAACGGGAAGAAAUGGCGAAGGAGCGGGAGCGGGAGUGUGAGUCGCCUGGUGGACUGGGUAUGGGAUUGCUAGAGGAGAGCGGCGACGAAGGGAUGCAUGUGGAUGAGGAUAGUGCAGAUGAGCGGCUGGGGAGGGAUUCUGAGGGGACGGAUCACGAGCGUGACUUGGAAGUGACCAUGUUGGAUGUGAGAGAGGCGCAGGAUGUAAUGAUGGAUGGUUACAAUGAUGUGCGGCCAGCUGUUGAAGGGGUGAAGGACGAACCUAUCGCUUCUUCUGCCAUGCAGACAGCAGUGGACUGCGUGCUGGAGGAUCCACCUGCUGAGAGUCAGCGGCGCUGUGAAUCCGAGCCACGAGGCGCUCCUCCAUCCCUGCCGAGGUCUCCCGUCGCAUCCCCAAGAUCUGUUCGUAGCAUGGAUAACGCUCAUCCCAACGGCCAACUUGCAGAUUCCGCUUCUCUCAUGGCCAAGACCGAGAUACUGGAGACUUCUGUACCCAAUGGACUUGUGGGUGCCUAUGAUAGGGCAUCGCCAUCUGCGCCGGACCCACCUCCUCCUCCAUUGCGCCAGCAGACCAAGGGCACAGAAAGACAACCAUCACCCAAAACUUUUUUGUCACCCUUACCCCCUUCUGCUCCGGCUUCCUAUUCUCUUAGACCCUCUCAUGAAGAUGGAGAAAUUACAAGCGCCUCUCCUCCGAAGUCCUCGCAUUUCUUUCCCCGAUCUUACACGCCUCCAACCCAGCCCCGCUCAUUUCAGACAUCACACCCCUCGUCUCCUAAUUUUAAUCAUGCCACAUCCACAUCCACAUCCACAUCCACCCCAUCAUCUUCAGCUUCCUGGCGCGGCCCACCUCCGCCGACAAGAGCACCCUUAUCCAGCACUCCUUCGAAUGGGCCUUCGCGCCCCUUACCCAGUGGGCCACGGGCACUGAGAGUAAGUAGUCAAUCAUCCCAUCCACCGACAUAUUCUUCUCCCAGUAGCCGCGUGUACAGCGGUUCGCAAUACAUUCCUCGUGGGCCGUCUGCUGAUCGUGAUCGUCAUGACCGUGAUCGUCUUGAUUGGGAACGAGAGCGUGGGUGGGCGCCACGAUCGCGAGGACGUACGGGAAGCAGUGGCUGGGGUCGAUAA